This is a messenger RNA of Pocillopora verrucosa, 2937 nucleotides long. RefSeq lists its product as uncharacterized. The record is from RefSeq and is a predicted model, not a curated record. NCBI's taxonomy places the organism in Eukaryota, Metazoa, Cnidaria, Anthozoa, Scleractinia, Pocilloporidae. Gene Ontology annotation, cellular component: cytosol. Gene Ontology annotation, molecular function: protein kinase A regulatory subunit binding.
UGAACAAAGCUUGUUUUACCAUUCCUAAAUUCUCUGAAAAAUCGAAAAUUAUCACAGGAUCUUAUACCAAAGGGAGAAUAAGUCUACUUAAUAUUUAUGGAAAACUUAUGGAAUCGAAACAUCGAUGGAAAUUUUUUCCAUUCUUCUUCAGCUUUUGUAAACUCGCGGGCAUCUGCAGACCCGACAACAACAGACUGGUCCAAACGGUUCAUUUGUGUCAUCCUUUAAAAAACAUUUCAUCAGCGAUACAUGCUGCGGAAAACUUUGUAAGUAAAGAGUCCUCUCCCCUUUCAUUUUCUCAUCAAAGGGAAAGGACAUUGAUACUGAGACAUAUUCUUGGUCAUUUCUUGUGUAUUGGUCAUAGGCCAAAUACGUCCUUUAAAGGAAGUAACGUCGAAACUGAAACAAAGGCCGAUUGUUGCAGAGUGAAAGAAGUGAAUGACUCGUUGGAUGAAAUUGGGAGUGUUAGUCAGAUAAAAAUGACAAGUGUAAAUCAAAGAGACCCCUCUACCUAUCACAAAUGUGGUGAUGUCAAUCGAGAUCAAGAACUAGAAAAUCAUCAGCAUUGUGGUAAAAAUACGAGUACUUUGGAACUAUCUGGUGGAUUUUCGGAGUCACCGUCUGAACAACAAGUACACAGUCCCACCGCUCCUGCUGGUGAUGAUGUGGAAGACAGAAAUUUAUUCACAAUGGACACUGAGAGAUCUGAAUUGUCUCAAAGCUUUACAAAUAAAAAAGAAACUGAUAGAAACCGUGAUAAUAAGCCACUUGCCUUGGAUGCUCUCACUGACCAGAAGCCAGGUGCAAAAUACAAACAAAGAAAGGGAGACAAAAGAAAGGGAAAAGAGCAACUGAAUGCAUUAUCAGACGUUGGCAAUGCAGAUGCUGCUGGUGCAUGUGUGAACAGACACAAUGUAUCCUUGUCCCAAAGAAACAAAAGGCCUAAAAGGAUACAACCAAACUUUUUCUUGGCUGUGCGCAUUCAUAAUCCUCAGAUACAUGCUGGUAUCAAGGUUAUUCAAGACUCGAUUGCCACACACAGUAAGGAACUGAAGCCAGCCUUUGUCUCCUUGGCAACAUUGCAUGUUACCCUCAUGGUCAUGCACCUAGAGGAUGCUGAAGAAAUUCAGAAAGCAGGAAAAGUAUUGCAUCAGUGCAAGACAUCUUUGGAAUCCAUCCUGGCCAAAAGUGAUGUGAUGAUAAGAUUCUCUGGUCUUGGCCACUUUGGACAUAGAGUUCUCUAUGCAAAACUUGAGGAAGAGGGAAGUGACUUUUUGAAAUCAGUUGAGGAAAUUGUGCGUGAAAUAUUUACAAAAGAAGGCAUCCCUUCAACUGAUUCUCGAGAGUACAAUCCUCAUAUGACUGUCAUGAAGUUAAUAGGCCAUAACCAACAGUUGAGGAGGAGUGGGGUCAAGAAAAUCCCUGAGGAGAGCUAUGCAAGCUGGGUCGACUUCAAUUUUGGGGAAGAGCCAGUGACAGCUUUGCACUUAUGUGCAAUGGGUGAGAAAGAUACAGAUGGGUUUUAUAAGUGUAUGGCAACAAUGACAUUUGCUGAUUCAGAUGAAACCUCUUCCAGUUGAACAGAAAAGGCAAGGACAAAGUCAGUAACAUGAAAGGGAAGUCAAAGAAACACAUCACAAUAAUCUUGGCCACGGUUUGAACUAAGAUCUCACCAUCCAGAGAACAGUGUUCUGGCCAUUAGGCCACAAUGUCUGCCAUAGAGCACAUUAGGAUAGUUUAAAAUCAAUAGGAUUCCAUCAGUAUUGCAAAAAUUCAUUUUCUUAAUUAUAAGUCCUCGUAAUUUUAUCUUUACUCUCAAUGAUGUGCCUAUUUAAAUUACACUAUUUUAAGACUGGGCAGGUACAAGACAAUUUAAUAUACAGUAAAGAGCUCACAUUAAAUAGUUUAUUUUUUCCUAUGUGUAUAAUGAACUGAUUCUCUUUUAUAAAAUUUCAUCACUGAACCAACAAAUGCAGAAGAGGAAAAGAAAGAUUAUCACAACUCUAGGUCUUAGACUGAACUAAUUUUAUUCAGUCACUUAAGGUCAUUCCUCUGAAAUAGAACCUGCAAAACAUUGCCUUUUGGUUGUUUGUCUCAUGAGAAUGUAAAUUUUGAAAUAAGAAAGGUGGGGGGAGGGGUGAGUAAGCGGCAAAAUAUACACCUUGUACUCCUUGUAGUUACCCAUAGAGUUCCUUUAAUAUUAUUAGAAUUAUAUUUUUGAGUAUCUGCUAAAUGUGCACUUCCAAAAAUUGUUCCUUUACCUACAAUGAGAAUUGUUUUACAUUUAUUUCCUCUUAAUUAUUGAAAGCCUAGCCCAGUUGCAUUCUGAUAAUCCUAUCAUAUUCUAUGCAUAGAAAUUAUAAGUUGUACUUUCAACUGGAAAAAAAAAUUAUUCAUACUAUCAUUUAGUUUCCCAUGAAAUGAAACCUGGGACAUUAAUUUCAAAAUUUAAAGACCAUCAAUCUUUUUUUUUGUAUUUUUUACAAAUUCCUUUGACACCCUUAAAACUAUCUUAAGCAAUUCAAUUGCAUGAAAAAUUUUUCCUUCACGAUAUUUCAUGUAAACAAUCAUGGGAGUAUCCACUGAUAAAAAUUACAGGGGUAUUUGUUGUACCUCAAAAGGGGGUGAAAUUUGUAGAUUAGUGUCAUGUAAGGUAUCAAUUCUUGAACAACUACUAUAGAGAUUUUUGUUGAUUUUUCAGUCCUUUUACCCCUCAGUGUGACCAGCAUCUAAUUUCUCCUUACAAUAAUGUUACUAAAUCAUUCAGAUCAUGAGAAUAAAGGAAAUGAUCGCAAACCAUAGAAGCUUUAAUUGUUCAAUUAAUUCUUCUUGUCAUUACCAAAGGUAAUGUGUAGAGAAGAGUAAAGAGAUUUAGGAUUCUGAUGUUAGAGUGUAAAAGUUUACAGGCCUUAGAGGUUGUCAGUCUAAAAUAAAUUA